UGAACCGCGGCUAUACAACAAUAAUAAAUUAUAGUCCCACCAUUCGCAACAUUUUCACUCAACUUUCCUUUCAUCUUUGUCUCUCUACUUACUGUUACAAAAUCCACAGCAACUUCUCUCAAAAUCUUUCUCUUCUUCUCAUCACAUUCUCACUCAUUUUGCACACUAAAAAUGGACUCUUUUUCUCCCAUUUCAGUACCAGAAUCUUCACCAAAGCCACAGACUUUCAAGAAAAGCUUCGUAACUUCUUUAAUGGAAGCAGCUACAUUAAAAACCCCAUCUUUUAAAGAAGACACUUACUUCAUUUCCCACCUAAAACCCUCUGAAAAAAAGGCAUUACAAGAGUUAAAAGACAAACUUCAAGCUUCUUCUAAUGGAGCUGAAUCUUUAUCCAUGUGGGGUAUUUCACUUUUAAGUGGAGAUGAAAAAGCUGAUGUCAUUCUCCUAAAAUUCCUCAGGGCAAGAGAUUUUAAGGUUUCAGAUUCACUUCACAUGUUAGAAAAAUGUCUGUCUUGGAGAAAAGAGUUUAAUGCUGACACCAUUUUGGAACAAGAUUUAGGAUUUAAAGAACUUGAAGGGGUUGUUGCUUAUAUGAAUGGCUAUGAUAGAGAAGGACACCCUGUUUGUUACAAUGCUUAUGGGGUUUUUAAAGAUAAAGAAAUGUAUGAGAGGAUUUUUGGUGAUGAAGAAAAAUUGAAAAAUUUCUUGAGGUGGAGAGUUCAAGUUCUUGAAAGAGGUAUUGACCAGUUGCAUUUUAAGCCUGGUGGGAUUAAUUCAAUUAUUCAAGUUACUGAUCUUAAAGAUAUGCCUAAAAGAGAAUUAAGGGUUGCUUCAAAUCACAUCCUAUCUCUUUUUCAAGAUAAUUACCCUGAAAUGGUGGCUAGAAAGAUAUUUAUAAAUGUGCCAUGGUACUUCAGUGUGUUGUAUUCAAUGUUUAGUCCAUUUCUGACUCAAAGAACUAAGAGCAAGUUUGUGAUAUCCAAGGAGGGAAAUGUUGCUGAGACAUUAUACAAAUUCAUAAGGCCUGAGGAUAUUCCUGUUCAGUAUGGUGGACUGAGUCGACCCACUGAUCUGCAAAAUGGUCCACCAAAACCAGCUUCUGAGUUCUCUGUCAAAGGAGGAGAGAAAGUCAAUAUCCAAAUUGAAGGAAUUGAGGCUGGUGCAACAAUAACAUGGGACAUAGUGGUAGGAGGAUGGGAAAUGGAGUACAGUGCAGAAUUUGUACCAAAUGCAGAAGGCAGCUACACCAUUGCUGUGGAAAAACCAAGGAAAAUUGGAGCAAAUGAAGAGGCAAUUCACAACUCAUUCACAUCAAAAGAAGCUGGAAAAAUGGUGCUUUCAGUAGACAACACUGCUUCUCGCAAGAGAAAAGUUGCAGCCUACCGAUAUGUCGUCCGCAAAUCCGCAACAAUCUCAGGCUAAAGUGAAGGAAGAAGAACAAAAAAACUUAGCCUUUUCUUUUUUUGAUUCACUUUAUCUAGAGUUGUUUAAUCUUUUUGUUGGUGAAUGUAUGGCAACUUAGUAGUAAUAUUAUCUAAGUGAUAGUGCGCUAGUAUGAAUGUAUAAAUGGUGGUAUUAUAUUGCUUAUUAGUACUACUAAUAUGAAGUGAAAAGCAUCUUAACUUUGCUAAUACCACUUAAUUGUGGGAAUUUUUUAUAGUUUUAGUGUCA
Nicotiana attenuata is the source of this 1671-nucleotide messenger RNA. Its product is annotated as patellin-6. The record is from RefSeq and is a predicted model, not a curated record. NCBI's taxonomy places the organism in Eukaryota, Viridiplantae, Streptophyta, Magnoliopsida, Solanales, Solanaceae. The transcript is spliced from 4 exons. Gene Ontology annotation, molecular function: lipid binding. Bases 172 to 1422 code for a protein of 416 amino acids.